Messenger RNA from Serendipita indica DSM 11827, 807 nucleotides. NCBI's taxonomy places the organism in Eukaryota, Fungi, Basidiomycota, Agaricomycetes, Sebacinales, Serendipitaceae. The record is from the annotation of a GenBank genome assembly.
AUGUCGAUUCGCUAUCUCACAGCACGUCUGGCCCAACAGAUUGAUGAAGAGCUGAUGAGUGCAUCAGGCGCGUUUAGUAUUGACCAGUUGAUGGAACUGGCCGGUUUAGCCUGUGCACAGACCAUCGCAACAGUCUAUCCUUUGCACGAGGACCAGCAGGCUUCGAACUCGCGGGUUCUUGUCUGCUGUGGACCAGGAAAUCAGGGAGGAGAUGGCCUUGUGGCCGCUCGCCACCUCAGCAUGUUCGGCUAUAAACCUACUGUAUUCCUGCCAAAGCCAGGCUCCAAGGACAUUUAUAAGCGUCUACAAAGGCAGACAGAAAACCUGGCCAUCCCAACACUUUCAUCGAUCGCCGACCUCAAGGACUCUCUGAAAGAGACGGACGUUAUUCUAGAUGCAAUCUUUGGGUUCUCAUUUUCUGGACCCGUACGACCACCAUUCAACGAGGUGCUCCCCCUCAUCUCCAAGAGCAAACUACCCAUCGUCAGCGUUGACAUUCCCUCUGGAUGGGACGUCGAGAAGGGACCUGUCCAGCGUGAGGUAGAUCAAAGCGGCGAGAAGAUAGAGGAAGUCCUCAUGCCAGACGUUCUCAUCAGCCUGACAGCUCCCAAAGAAGGCGUCAGAACCUUCAAGGGCGUCACUUUUUGGGUGGCCGCUUUGUUCCUUGGUAUGUUCUUGACCAUGCAUCGCCCAUUCUCACCUCGUGUUAGGGGCCUGCAAGAAAAGUUUGCGCUUAAUCUACCCGCGUACCCGGGAUUUGAGCAGAUUGUCGAACUGCCUUCGGGAGAAGGCCAACAGAGGCUCUGA